Molecule: messenger RNA, 940 nt
Organism: Manis pentadactyla (Chinese pangolin)
Lineage: Eukaryota; Metazoa; Chordata; Mammalia; Pholidota; Manidae
Product: zinc finger protein 541-like
Exons: 3
Coding region: 71-769 (232 amino acids)
Biological process (GO): regulation of transcription by RNA polymerase II; negative regulation of DNA-templated transcription
Cellular component (GO): histone deacetylase complex; transcription regulator complex
Molecular function (GO): transcription corepressor activity
Source: RefSeq, a predicted model, not a curated record
CUCCCCGAUUCCCUGCAAGCCUUGCUCGUCUGGAGAGUAGCUCUUGGCCAAGAUUUGGCAGCAGAGAGCCAUGGACCAGAACAGCGCAGGGGAGGAGGGUGCCCUUCCAUCCGAGAUACACCUCCCUUCAUUUUCUGAGAGUCAAGGACUCAACUGCAGCAAUGCCCUCAACCAGGAUCUGGGUCCCAGCUCCCGAGACCUGCUCUAUGCUGGCCUGAGUGGUUUGGACAUGGACCCCAGCCUCCCAGCACCCAAUGUGCCCAGCACGGUGCUGGAGGACAACUUAGAUGCUUUCUCCCUGUACUCUGGGGAGGACCGUGACUCCGUGAAGCUGCUGGAGAAGUAUGCAGACCCGGCAUCUCAGGCUUCUUUACAGGACCUGAGGCUGGGCAAGCUUCAGGUCCCUAAAGAGGUUGACGAAGGAGGCAGGGCCACCUCCGGGAGCGCAGGGAAAGAAGAGCAGCAUCACACUUCGCCUCAGCAGCUGCUUCUGGAUUGCAGCGUCUGCGGGAAGGUUUUCAGCAGCACCAGCUCUCGGAGCAAGCACUACCUGACGCACAGUCAGGAACGGAAACACGUUUGCGGAAUCUGCAGCAAGGCCUUUAAGCGCCGGGACCACCUGACUAGGCACAUGCUCACCCACCAGAAGACCAAGCCCUUUGCGUGCAGGGAGCAGGGCUACAGCAAGAGCUACUGUGAUGACCGCUCUCUGCGUCAGCACUAUGAGGUCCAGCACGGCUUGUGCAUCCUGAAGGAGGCCCCCCCUUAGGAAGAAGCCUGUGGGGACUCCUCUCCUGUCCACGAGGUGGCCAGCCAGCCUGCUGCGGAUGGCCUGCGGUCCCUGGUGCCUCCAGAAGCCAGGUCCCCAGGCCCCCUUUUGCCCAACCGAGAGCCCCUGCACUCUAUUGUAAGCAGCAUGGUCCACCAGGAGAUCUCUUCU